AUGCACACAUAUAAUCCACGUUGCAAUACUGGUGCGUAUGGCGGCAAAAAUGGUGGCGUUCUAGCGUUCGCGCGCGCGGACCACCACAACAAGACCGUUGACUGUCUUUCUGCAGCACAGGCCCAGACUUAUGGUGCACCUCAUUUAGCAAGACAUCCAGUGACAUCCAAGGAUUUUUGCCUGAGGGUGCCUUACACUUCGCCGGGUGUGACCGUGUUCGGGGUGUCGGAUCUCCCGCCCAAGACCUUCGACGCUCUUAGGAGAGCCUGCUCUGAAAACGAGCAGACUCUGGAUAGUGUUGCAUAG
Volvox carteri f. nagariensis is the source of this 306-nucleotide messenger RNA. RefSeq lists its product as uncharacterized. The transcript has a single exon. Bases 1 to 306 code for a protein of 101 amino acids. Lineage: Eukaryota; Viridiplantae; Chlorophyta; Chlorophyceae; Chlamydomonadales; Volvocaceae. The record is from RefSeq and is a predicted model, not a curated record.